UUCUAGCCGGGGCCAAUGGGAAAACGGCUUUCUCAGGGAGACUCGCAAAGCGGCAGGCAUGGCCCCGCCGGUGCGUUGCUGCGUCCCAGGUGAGCGGCUCUGCAGCCUGGAGGAGGGCGCGGCGGGCAGCGGAACCUACACCCGGCACGGCUACGUGUGCGCAGCGCUGGCCGGCUGCCUGGCGAAGACGAGUGAGGACGGAGCGCUGCCGGUGGUGUCUGUGGUGAGAGAUGCCGAGUCCCAGCUCCUGCCCGACGUAGGGGCCAUCGUGACGUGCAAGGUGUGCAGCAUUAACUCCCGCUUUGCCAAGGUGCACAUCCUGUACAUCGGCUCCACACCGCUGAAAUCUGCCUUCCGAGGCACCAUACGGAGAGAAGACAUUCGAGCCACAGAGAAAGACAAGGUGGAAGUUUACAAGAGUUUCCGGCCUGGGGACAUAGUCCUGGCCAAAGUGAUCUCCCUGGGGGACAUGCAGUCCAACUACCUGCUGAGCACAGCAGAGAAUGAGCUGGGUGUGGUGGUGGCUCACAGCGAAGCAGGGGCACAGAUGGUGCCGAUCAGCUGGUGUGAGAUGCAGUGCCCCAGGACACACUCCAAGGAGCUCCGCAAGGUGGCCCGCGUGCAGCCGGAAUUCCUGCAGACCUAGCUGGCCAGCCUGUGCCCCGUCCCUGCUGCAGGGCUGCCAGCCUGCGCCUCCGUUGUCAUCCCUUAACCAGAGCAACCCCUGCAGGCCAGUGAGCCGGGACUUGACCUGCCCCAGGGCAGGGGGCCUGUGCAUGCAGCCAGCACCUCCUGGAGCAUCCACUGGAUUUUGGAUUGUAUUAAGGCUAGUGUGGGGGGAGUAGGGUCCCCUAUGCCCUUCUGCAAGGGGUAGCCCCUGCCAGGGCCCUGCUCCCCAGUUUGGUUUUUAAACUGCUGUGCCCUGAAUAAAUAUAUUCCUGAA
Messenger RNA from Gopherus flavomarginatus (Mexican gopher tortoise), 943 nucleotides. RefSeq names its product exosome component 1 (gene EXOSC1). The transcript is spliced from 8 exons. Gene Ontology annotation, molecular function: RNA binding. The record is from RefSeq and is a predicted model, not a curated record. Gene Ontology annotation, biological process: RNA processing. Gene Ontology annotation, cellular component: nuclear exosome (RNase complex); cytoplasm. NCBI's taxonomy places the organism in Eukaryota, Metazoa, Chordata, Testudines, Testudinidae. Bases 59 to 646 code for a protein of 195 amino acids.